UCGCGUGGCGGAGCCGCGGCAUCUGCAGCAGACGGACGGAACGGACGGACGGAGCCGGUGCCCAGCGCCAUGGCGGAGAACAAGAAGAUAACGGCCCCCCUUCUCUCUGCCGUAUCUGUUGCAGCGGUCGGAUCCCUCCAGUUUGGGUACAAUACCGGAGUCAUCAAUGCUCCUGAGGAGAUUAUCAAGAAGUUUUUCAAUGAGACGUGGAUAUACCGGACGGGCGACAACAUCUCGGACACUCUGCUGACCUGGCUGUGGUCCCUUUCGGUUGCCAUCUUCUCAGUCGGAGGGAUGAUUGGCUCUUUCUCAGUUGGAUUUUUUGUCAACCGAUUUGGCAGGCGAAAUUCCAUGCUGAUGGUGAACGUUCUGGCCAUUGCAGGUGGCAUCUUGAUGGGCUUCUCCAAGAUGGCCAGGGCAGUGGAGAUGCUAAUCAUUGGGCGCUUCAUCAUUGGGGUCUUUUGUGGCCUCUGUACUGGCUUUGUGCCCAUGUAUAUCAGCGAAGUCUCCCCUACUGCCUUGCGUGGGGCUUUUGGCACCCUGAACCAGCUGGGCAUCGUGGUGGGCAUCCUGGUGGCCCAGGUCUUUGGUCUAGACGUCAUCAUGGGGACGAAGACCCUCUGGCCGCUCUUGCUGGGGUUCACCAUCAUCCCAGCCCUCCUGCAGUGUGCGGCCCUCCCCUUUUGCCCUGAGAGCCCCCGUUUCCUGCUGAUCAACAAGAUGGAGGAAGAGAAGGCCGUCGCAGUGCUCCGGAACCUCCGUGGGGUCCAGGACGUCUCCAGCGACAUCCAGGAGAUGAAAGAGGAGAGUGCCAAGAUGUCCCAGGAGAAGAAGGUGACCAUCCUGGAGCUCUUCCGCUCCCCCGGCUACCGCCAGGCCAUCUUCAUCGCCAUCGUCCUGCAGCUCUCGCAGCAGCUCUCGGGCAUUAAUGCGAUAUUUUACUAUUCCACUAAGAUUUUCAAAGAUGCUGGAGUGGCACAACCGGUGUAUGCCACCAUUGGGGCCGGCGUGGUCAAUACCAUCUUUACUGUGGUGUCGCUCUUCCUUGUGGAGCGGGCAGGACGUCGGACCCUCCACUUAGUUGGCUUAGGUGGCAUGGCAGCCUGCGCAACCCUCAUGACCAUUACCCUGGCACUAAAGAACAUGGCGUUUUGGAUCAGCUACAUCAAUAUUACCGGUACUUUUGCCUUUGUGGCUUUCUUUGAAAUUGGACCUGGUCCAAUCCCAUGGUUCAUUGUGUCAGAACUCUUCAGCCAGGGUCCUCGUCCUGCAGCGGUGGCUGUAGCUGGUUUCUCCAACUGGGCAUCCAACUUCUUGGUGGGCAUGCUGUUUCCCCAUCUAGAGCGCAAAUUAGGGUCUUAUGUUUUCCUGAUCUUUGUUGCCUUCCUCGUCAUCUUCUUCUUCUUCACCUUCUUCAAAGUCCCUGAGACAAAAGGCAGGACUUUUGAGGACAUCUCCAGUGGCUUUGAGAGGCAAACAGUGAACGGUGUUGCUCCAUCAACUGGCGAAAAGAGCUCAAUGGUGGAAUUAACUAGCAUUCAGCCUAUGAAAGAUGCUAAUGUUUAAUACCCCAAUCCUUGCUUGUCUCUGAAAGGAGCUCUCCCUUUGUAACUGUUGCUGCUUCUUCAUGUUCCCUGUGGCUUUCUGGUCUUUGCCACGACCUCUGUGCUGCACUAGAACAAGUGAAAGGUAGUUAUUUUUCCUGCCUUGCUUCUUCCUGCCACGUACCUCUGGAGGACUGAGGAACUGCUCUGAGCCCCUUGAAUCAUUGCCUGGAGGCCGAACCGUUUAUGUGGCUGAUCGCUCAUGGCUUUGAGU
Molecule: messenger RNA, 1818 nt
Organism: Candoia aspera
Lineage: Eukaryota; Metazoa; Chordata; Lepidosauria; Squamata; Candoiidae
Product: solute carrier family 2, facilitated glucose transporter member 3-like
Exons: 10
Coding region: 70-1566 (498 amino acids)
Biological process (GO): dehydroascorbic acid transport
Cellular component (GO): plasma membrane
Molecular function (GO): D-glucose transmembrane transporter activity
Source: RefSeq, a predicted model, not a curated record